AUGGCGGAAAUAAUAUGUGACGGCGUGUCAGCUCCUUUACCUGGAAGAUGUGCGUUUUAUGUUGUGAAAAAGAAACGUUACUGCAAAAUGAUCGUUGGGAAUGGAAAAACAUUUUGUGGUGAACAUGCAAAUGCUGACCACGACAGCGAAAGACGAAGGAUACCAUGCCCUCUGGAUCCAAAACACACAGUAUUUGAAGAUAGCUUGGCCAAGCACAUGAAAAAAUGCAAUUCAAAGGACAAGCCCAAACCUAUUUAUUAUAUAAAAGACAUCAAUGCUGGGCCCAUAGAAGAAGAGGAAAACUUUCAAAAUGAGGUGUCCAUCGCUGAUCGAACUAAAGAGGAGUUGGAUGGUCUUAUUGCGAAAAUGAGGACUGCUUUUCAGGGAUUAAAUGCCAAACUUCACAGUGACAUUCUUUCUCACCCGGCUCUACACGAAGCUCUUAACGAUCCAAAGAAUGGCAACUUUGCUUUUAAACACCUCAGGCAACAGGCAUCAAUUCUGGGACACAUGGAGGCUCUCAAGCUGCUUGGCCCUGACAAUUGUUACAUAGAGUUUGGUGCUGGCAAAGGGAAACUUUCCCACUGGAUACAUGUUGCCCUUCAGAAAGCUGAGAAUGUUCAUUUUCUGCUAGUGGAAAGGUCCAGCACUCGGUUUAAGGUAGAUGGAAAACACAAAAACACAGAUUCGACAUUUGACAGGCUUCAAGUUGACAUUCAGCAUCUUGAUUUAAGGAGAGUGCCGUUUGUGAGAGAAAAGGGACCUCCUGUCAUCGCAGUAGGCAAGCAUCUAUGUGGUGCAGCAACUGACUUGGCCCUAAGGUGUUUAUUUGAGACCAACAUUAAAAACCAAGAUGAACAGCCACCCCCCAAGCGUAUAAAGCUGAGUCAGGGGACAGAGGACAACACAUCGUCCCCUCCUCUCUCUAGAGAGGCUGGAGAACAGGGAGAACUUGUGGUAUCGGGGCUUUCCAUCGCCCUCUGCUGCCACCAUCGCUGUGACUGGAGACAUUAUGUGGGCAAGGACUUCUUCAGGGAACGAGGCCUUGGACCUCAGGAAUUUUUUGCCUUCCAGCGUAUGUCGAGCUGGGCUACCUGUGGCAUGAGCAGGGUCGCUCGCACGCCGAAGAAUUCGCAAGGUAACGCAAAUGCAACAGAUGAACAAGAAGAAGUAGAACAUGAAGAUAGUUGUGAAACCAUACCAGAAAACUUCAACAGCACCGUUUCAGCAGAGGAGAGGGAACACAUAGGACGGCUGUGCAAGACGCUCAUUGACCACGGCAGGCUGCAUUACCUUCAGCAAAAAGGCUUCAAGCCCAGCCUUAGAUACUACACCAGCAGAGAUGUGUCCUUGGAGAACGUGCUUCUGACUGCUGUUCCUAUUUUAAAGUCCUGAUAUUGUACCCUGCAUGUUUUGGAAACAAACAGGGAAUUGCAUGCAUACAGAUAAGAACAUUUAUUAAAUGACAGUUUGUAUUCAG
This is a messenger RNA of Electrophorus electricus (electric eel), 1480 nucleotides long. It is a transcript of the gene trmt13, whose product is annotated as tRNA methyltransferase 13. The record is from RefSeq and is a predicted model, not a curated record. Gene Ontology annotation, biological process: tRNA methylation. NCBI's taxonomy places the organism in Eukaryota, Metazoa, Chordata, Actinopteri, Gymnotiformes, Gymnotidae.